GCCAGCCCCGGGGUGGAGGGACACACGGACAGGGGACAGCCAGCCCCGGGGGGGACGCGGACAGACGGACAGGGGACAGCCCGCCCCGGGGGUGGGGGGGACAGGCGGCCUGACACGGGGGCAGGAGGACGGGCAGCCACCGGGGGCGCAGGCAGCCGGGGACACACGGACACACGGGGACAGACAGCCCAACGCGGGGACAGACGGACAAGGUGACAAGGCGCGGGGGGGGGCACCUCCAGCCCCCCCCAUCCUCAGCCAGGCGCACCCCGCCGGGGGCACCCCCGGGGGAGGCGAGCGGAGGGGGAGACCCCCCCCAGUGUCCCCCCUUCCCCGGCACCGGGAGCGGGGCUGCGUGGAGCCUCCCGCAGCGGCUCCUCCGUGCGGCCGCGCACCGGGAACGGCGGGCGGGGAGAGCCCGGCACGGCGGCUGCUCCGCCGCCUUCCCUGGCCGGGGAUGCAGCCCGGAGCCGCGGGGAGCCGUGUACCGACACUCCAGGGCACAGCGACCCGAAACCCAACUGGGGCCGCGUGUCCCCAAAGGGAUUUGAAGCUGGGCCAAGCGGCGAUGGGAAUGUCAUUGUCGUGGCACGGGGGCCCGGCGAAGUGAAGGCUGCGCCGCAGGGACGGGAGUGGGACGCUGCUGCGCCCGGCUUUGCCCUGCAGCCGGAGAGGGGGACAGCCCCGAAAAACCAGUGCAGCCCUGGUCGGAGGGGACAGCGAGAGGACGGUGGGGUUCAUCCACGCUCCCACGGGCAGUGAGGGCCACGGGACAAUACUUCCUGGGGACCGGGAGCCGUCCCACCGCCUGCUUGGGGUUCGGGACAUCGGCCUUUUGACCGGACUCUGGUGUCCAUCCAAGCCCGAUGAGGAGCCGGGGCUGCACAUGAACCUAUGCAGACCAGGAAGAAAUACAUUUUCCUGACUUUCCUUGCCUCUUGGCUCCUGCUUUUCUUCUUUGGAGGAGACCAGCUGCGCCGUUUCGCUUUCUUUUCCGGGAGGAAAGCCGAAGCCCAGAGGAACUGGCCCCACUGGACGGAUCGGUCCCUCCUCAAAAGCUUUGCAGACCCCGAGUUGCUCCAGAGCGAUGGGGACCCCUCGCUGCCAUCACCCCGGGAGCGGCGGGCGGCACGGCUGAGCGUCUACAAGAACAGCGGAUGCCGGAUGGAAACCUGCUUCGACUUCUCCAGGUGCGAGAAGAACGGCUUCAAAGUCUUCACCUACCCCCGGGAGAGGGACCAGCCCCUCUCGGAGAGUUACAGCAAAAUCCUCACCUCCAUCGAGCGCUCUCGCUACUACACCCCGAACCCCGCGGAAGCCUGCCUCUUCAUCCUCAGCAUCGACACGCUGGACCGCGACCAUCUCUCGGGUCAAUACGUCCGUAACGUCGAUGAGAAAAUCCGUGGUUUCCCGCUCUGGAAUGGCGGCCGUAACCACCUCAUCUUCAACCUCUACUCGGGCACCUGGCCCAAUUACACCGAGGACCUGGGUUUUGACAUCGGCCAGGCCAUCCUGGCCAAAGCCAGCUUCUACACUGAGAACUUCAGGCCCGGCUUUGACAUCUCCAUCCCUCUCUUCUCCAAGGACCACCCACAGCGCGGCGGGGAGAGGGGGUGGUUGUACCAGGACUCCAUCCCCCCAAAAAAGAAAUACUUGUUGGUGUUCAAGGGGAAGCGGUACCUGACCGGCAUCGGCUCCGGCACCAGGAACGCGCUGCACCACAUCCACAACGGAAAGGACAUCGUCUCCCUCACCACCUGCAAGCAUGGCAAGGACUGGGAGAAGCACAAGGACACGCGCUGUGACAAGGAUAACGUCGACUACGAAAAGUUCGACUACCAGGAGCUGCUGCACAAUUCCACCUUCUGCAUCGUGCCCCGGGGCAGGCGCUUGGGCUCCUUCCGCUUCCUGGAAGCACUGCAGGCCGCCUGCAUCCCGGUGCUGCUGAGCGACGGCUGGGAGCUGCCCUUCGCCGAAGCCAUCGACUGGAGCAAAGCUGCCGUCGUGGGCAAUGAGCGGCUGCUGCUGCAGAUCCCCUCCGCCGUCCGCUGCAUCCACCCGGAGCGGGUGCUGGCUUUCCAGCAGCAGACCCAGUUCCUCUGGGACGCGUACUUCUCCUCCGUCGACAAGAUCGUGCACACCACGCUGGAGAUCAUCAAGGACCGGCUGCUCCCACACCAUUCCCGCUCCCGCUUCCUCUGGAACACGCUGCCUGGGGGGCUCCUGGCCCUGCCUGACUUCUCCACCCACCUCGGGGACUUUCCCUUCUACUACUUGCAGCACGGCUCAAGCCCCUCGGAGAAAUUCACAGCUUUCAUCCGGGCCGUCUCGCCAGCCGACUCCCUCUCCCAGCCCAUCCUCAGGCUCAUCCAGGCCGUCUCCGGAUCCCAGUACUGCGCCCAGAUCCUGGUGCUGUGGAGCUGCGAGAAGCCACCGCCGCCCAGCGGGAAAUGGCCCCAGACCACCGUGCCUCUGACCAUCAUCCAGGGCAGGGGGAAGCUCAGCGACCGCUUCUUCCCCUACGCGGCCAUCCAGACGGACGCCGUGCUCAGCUUGGAUGAGCACACCAGCCUCUCGACCAGCGAGGUGGACUUUGCCUUUGUGGUGUGGCGCAGCUUCCCUGAGCGCAUCGUGGGCUUCCCCACGCGCAGCCACUUCUGGGACCCCGAGCAGAGGCGCUGGGGCUACACCUCCAAGUGGACCAACGAGAUCUCCAUCGUCCUCACCGCUGCCGCCUUCUACCACAGGUAUUAUCACAGCCUCUUCACGGAGUUCCUGCCGGUGGGGCUGCGGGAGCUGGUGGAUGGCCUGGCCACCUGCGAGGACAUCCUGAUGAACGUCCUUGUGGCCGCUGUCACCAAGCUGCCGCCCAUCAAGGUCACCCAGCGGAAGCAGCACAAGGAGACGGUGUCCCAGCAGGUAGGGUGCAAGGAUGGGGAUGCGGGGACCCCCCCGGUUGGGGAGCGGAGCCCCUCACCCCCACGCUCCCCUCCUGCCAAGGUGAAGGGCACGGCGGGGACGGCCGGCGGCCGGCGUUUCUCCCAGCAGCAGGACUGCCUCAACCAGCUGGCGGACUGGUUCGGCUACAUGCCCCUCAUGUCCUCCCAGUUGCGCCUCGACCCCGUCCUCUUCAAGGACCAGGUCUCCGUCCUGCGCAAAAAAUACCCGCGCUUGGAGAAACCCUGAGGGCUGCCGGGGAGCAGGGUCGGGGCCGGCUCCGGGUGCCCUAUUCCCGGUGCACGGAGCCCUCCCGGAGCAGACGGUCGCUGCUGACGGGAUUUUACUCGUUAUUGGGUUUUACUUGUUAUUGGGUUUUACCAGUGCAAUAAAGGUGGGUGGAGAGGCAGAGUCUGGCCAGCGGAUGUAGGAUGCGGGGAGCGGGAUGUGCCCGGCAGGGAGCACCGGGAGCACCAGCGGUUUGGUACACCGGUGCUUCUGCCAUCGGCGGCCACCCGGGCA
This is a messenger RNA of Chroicocephalus ridibundus (black-headed gull), 3459 nucleotides long. RefSeq names its product exostosin like glycosyltransferase 1 (gene EXTL1). Lineage: Eukaryota; Metazoa; Chordata; Aves; Charadriiformes; Laridae. The record is from RefSeq and is a predicted model, not a curated record. Gene Ontology annotation, molecular function: glycosyltransferase activity. Gene Ontology annotation, cellular component: membrane. Bases 895 to 3186 code for a protein of 763 amino acids. The transcript is spliced from 11 exons.